Olea europaea var. sylvestris is the source of this 1087-nucleotide messenger RNA. Its product is annotated as protein LURP-one-related 8-like. Lineage: Eukaryota; Viridiplantae; Streptophyta; Magnoliopsida; Lamiales; Oleaceae. The coding region runs from base 99 to 731 and encodes 210 amino acids. The transcript is spliced from 2 exons. The record is from RefSeq and is a predicted model, not a curated record.
CACCAAUCAGUAUGGACCUGACAAAGGCAAAUAUUCUGAAAUCUCUAAUUAGGCAAGAAGAUCCAACAAACUAGCGUAGCUGGAGGUAAUUCAGCUUAAUGACGAAAAUACACCCAAACACCAGUGGCGCCACCGCUUCACAGCCGUCAAAACCUUUAAGUAGCAGCGAUGCCAACAGCUCGGUGGUCCUCACGGUCUGGAAGAAAUCGCUUCUCUUUAACUGCGACGGUUUCACGGUGUUCGACUCCAAGGGAAACCUCGUCUUUCGCGUCGACAAUUACAUGGCUGCAGAUAAAGGAGAAAUUGUUCUCAUGGACGCCUCCGGCAACUCUCUUUUCACCAUCCGCCGCAAGAGAUUGAGCUUGGGAGACAGCUGGUUGGUGUUCGAAGGAGAGAAAGGGGUAAACCCUAGGUACGUAGUAAGAAAACGGGUGAAUUUGCUGCAUGGUAAAUCCCUAGCUCUAGUGACUCCAGGAAGCUGCAAAGAAACAAUCUCAUCGCAAAAUAGAAGCAAAGUACUUUACAACAUUGAAGGAUCGUACACGAAGCGGUGCUGUGUAGUGCACGACGAAAAGCGGCGGCCAAUGGCUGUGAUAAAGCAGAAGGAAGCACCCGUCAGAGGAAUUUCUUUUGGAAUGGACGUUUUUCAACUCAUUGUACAUUCUGAAUUUGAUUUGGCAGUUGCCAUGGCCUUAGUCAUCCUCCUUGACCAGAUGUUUGGAUCCUCGUAGUUGACUAGUCUAAUGUCACACAGGAUAAAAGCCCUUUAGCUCAAGAAUUAAGUCACUUGUACAGAAUUAACAUUUUGUCCACCGAUGUUGAGUUAGCAUGUAUUUUGACACUUGAUUUGAAUUUCAAACAACCUGUAAAGAGAACUGUACAUGUAGCAUCUCUCAUAUCUCAAUUAGCUUGUUUGCUUAAGUAAAAAUGCAACAGUCGAAUAGAAGAUACUAUGAUCUGUAAUUUGAAAGUGUAGAGAGCAAUUUUAGCAUAGUUUUGGCUUGUGCAUAAAUUGAUUGUUUCACGGAUGUCCAUGGUUGCUUGUAUUUGUAGUUAUACAUAAAUUCCCUUGUCCACUUUUAUUGUA